This is a messenger RNA of Crotalus tigris (Tiger rattlesnake), 3300 nucleotides long. RefSeq names its product vomeronasal type-2 receptor 26-like. The transcript has 8 exons. Gene Ontology annotation, molecular function: G protein-coupled receptor activity. The record is from RefSeq and is a predicted model, not a curated record. Gene Ontology annotation, cellular component: membrane. Gene Ontology annotation, biological process: G protein-coupled receptor signaling pathway. Lineage: Eukaryota; Metazoa; Chordata; Lepidosauria; Squamata; Viperidae. The coding region runs from base 1 to 3300 and encodes 1099 amino acids.
AUGGUUACCAUAUCUGUCAAAAAAAAAGAACAGAUGGAGCAUAUUACCAAAGGCAAAGUCUGGAUAUUGACAGCCCAGGUGGAGCUCACUUCACAUGUUUAUCAACAUGACUGGGAUUCCCAAAUGAUCCAUGGUGCUCUGUCGUUCACAAUUCAUGCUAAUAACCCACCAGGAUUUAGACCUUUUGUUUUAAAUAGAAAUCCCUCUGGCGCAGAAGAUGGUUUUAUCAAAGACUUUUGGCAGCAAGCCUUCAACUGUGUAUUUAAAACUUCAGAUAUGGAUGAGGUGAAUGGAGAUAUCUGCAGUGGGAAAGAAAAACUAGAAGAUCUUCCUGGAACAUUUUUUGAAAUGAACAUGAUUGGUCACAGCUAUAGUAUCUAUAAUUCUGUCUAUGCCAUAGCCCAUGCUUUACAAGCUAUGUUUUCAUCCAGACUUAGACAGAGAUCAGUAGCAGAGGCAGGAAGACUGAAGCUUAAGAAUCUAAAUUCAUGGCAGUCCCAGCCUCUUUCAGUUUGUUCUGAAAGUUGCCACCCUGGUUCAAACAAGAAAGUGAAGGAAGGGGAACCCUUUUGCUGCUAUGACUGCAUCCUGUGUCCAGAUGAGAAGAUUUCCAAGAAGAAAGUGAUGGUGCUUGCAAUAUUUGUGAAGAACCACAACACUCCUAUCAUCAUUGCCAAUAACCGAAACCUCACUUACAGUCUCCUCAUCUCCCUCCUGCUCUGCUUCCUUUCUGCAUUCUUAUUCAUUGGUCAUCCUGAGAAGAUGGUAUGUCUCCUGCAACAAAUGACUUUUGGGGUUGUCUUUGCAGUGGCUGUUUCUUCAGUGUUGGCAAAAACCGUCACAGUGGUUCUGGCUUUCCUGGCCACCAAGCCAGGAUCCAAGAUGAGAAUUUUGUUGCCUAAGAAUUACCAACAUAUCCUGGCCCUGGUAUUUGCAGUGAAGGAGAUCAAUGAAAAUCCUCAUAUCUUACCUAAUGUCACCCUGGGCUUCCACAUUUAUGACAGUCACUUCAGUGCAGAGAAGACCUAUCAUGCCACAAUGCUUCUACUUUACAGCUUGAAGAAAUUUGUUCCCAACUACAUCUGUGGUAUUCAGAAUCAUCUGACAGCAGUGAUUGGGGGAUUAGACUCCAAAACAUCAAUUGUCAUUGCAAAUGUCUUGGAUAUCUACAAAGUUCCACAGCUGGUCUAUGGCUCUGCUCCAAUCAUGAAUUAUAAAACCCCAUGCCUUUCCUUCUUCCAAAUGAGCCCUAUAGAAAGCCUUCAGUAUGAAGGGAUUCUGUCUUUGCUUCUUUACUUCAGGUGGACAUGGGUUGGACUUGGCGUGAUGGAAAAUGAAAAUGGAGAAAGAUUUUUAGAUGCAAUUAUACCACUAUUUUUCAAGCAUGGUGUCUGCUUUGAAACCAUAGAGAAAAUUGCCAUAAUAACAUCUUUUAAUGAGAUUGGCAGCUUGUUCAACCGAGGUGCAGAAAUCCAUGAUAAAAUCAUAGAUAGCAAGACAAAUAUAAUGAUAUUUUAUGGCGAAUCUUAUUCCAUGAUGCUACUGAGAUGGUUACCGUAUCUGUCAAACAAAGAACAGAUGGAGCAUAUCACCAGAGGCAAAGUCUGGAUAUUGACAGCCCAGGUGGAGCUCACUUCACAUGUUUAUCAACGUGACUGGGAUUCCCAAAUGAUCCAUGGUGCUCUGUCCUUCACAAUUCAUGCUAAUAACCCACCAGGAUUUAGACCUUUUGUUUUAAAUAGAAAUCCCUCUGGCGCAGAAGAUGGUUUUAUCAAAGACUUUUGGCAGCAAGCCUUCAGCUGUGUAUUUAAAGCUUCAGAUAUGGAUGAGGUGAAUGGAGAUAUCUGCAGUGGGAAAGAAAAACUAGAAGAUCUUCCUGGAACAUUUUUUGAAAUGAACAUGAUUGGUCACAGCUAUAGUAUCUAUAAUUCUGUCUAUGCCAUAGCCCAUGCUUUACAAGCUAUGUCUUCAUCCAGACUUAGACAGAGAUCAAUAGCAGAGGCAGGAAGACUGAAGCUUAAGAAUCUAAAUUCAUGGCAGCUACAUCAUUUCUUGAAAGGUGUUUCAUUUAACAACAGUGCUGGGGACAAAGUGACACUUGACCAGAAUGGAGAAUUACUAGUGGGAUAUGAUGUAUUGAACUGGAUUGUUUCUUCUAACCAAUCCUUCAUUAGGAAAAGAGUUGGCAGAUUAGACCCUGAAGCUCCAUCGGACCAAAGGUUCACUAUUAGUGAAGAUGCCAUAAUCUGGCACAUCUGGUUUAACCGGUCCCAGCCUCUUUUAGUUUGUUCUGAAAGUUGCCACCCUGGUUCAAACAAGAAAGUGAAGGAAGGGGAACCCUUUUGCUGCUAUGACUGCAUCCUGUGUCCAGAUGGGAAGAUUUCCAAGAAGGAAGAUAGUAAUGAAUGUUAUCGAUGUACACAAGGAAGCUAUCCAAACAAGAAACACAAUUUUUGUAUAUCUAAAACAAUGACAUUUUUAUCUUACGAAAAACUUUUGGGGAUCACUUUAAUUUUUUUUGCCCUUUUCUUUUCUUUGGUCGCAGUGAUGGUGCUUGUAAUAUUUGUAAAGAACCACAACACUCCUAUCAUCAUUGCCAAUAACCGAGACCUCACUUACAGUCUCCUCAUCUCCCUUCUGCUCUGCUUCCUUUCUGCAUUCUUAUUCAUUGGUCAUCCUGAGAAGAUGGUAUGUCUCCUGCAACAAACUACUUUUGGGAUUGUCUUUGCAGUGGCUGUUUCUUCAGUGUUGGCAAAAACCGUCACAGUGGUUCUGGCUUUCCUGGCCACCAAGCCAGGAUCCAAGAUGAGAAUGUUUGUGGGAAAGAGACUGUCCAACUCCAUUGUCAUCUCCUGUUCUCUUAUUCAAAUAGGUAUCUGCAUGACAUGGCUAACAACUUCUCCCCCAUUCCCAGAUACUGACAUGGAUUCGGUAGUUGAAGAAAUUAUUCUGCAGUGCAAUCAAGGCUCUGUGACUAUGUUCUACAGUGUCCUAAGCUAUUUGGGCUUCUUGUCUGUUAUUAGUUUCAUAGUUGCUUUCAUGGCCAGGAAAUUACCUGAUACUUUCAAUGAAGCCAAGUUCAUCUCCUUCAGCAUGUUGGUCUUCUGCAGUGUUUGGAUAUUGUUUGUUCCAACCUACCUGAGCACCAAGGGGAAGUACAUGGUAGCAGUGGAGAUAUUUUCCAUCUUGGCCUCUAGUGCUGGUUUGCUAGGUUGCAUCUUUCUUCCCAAAUCUUAUGUAAUUCUUUUAAGACCUGACUUGAACAACAGAGAAACUUUAAUGAAAAGAAAACAAUUCUGA